Ilyonectria robusta is the source of this 1545-nucleotide messenger RNA. RefSeq names its product D-arabinono-1,4-lactone oxidase-domain-containing protein. Gene Ontology annotation, molecular function: FAD binding; D-arabinono-1,4-lactone oxidase activity. Lineage: Eukaryota; Fungi; Ascomycota; Sordariomycetes; Hypocreales; Nectriaceae. The transcript has a single exon. The record is from RefSeq and is a predicted model, not a curated record. Gene Ontology annotation, cellular component: membrane; mitochondrion. Bases 1 to 1545 code for a protein of 514 amino acids.
AUGGACCCUCUUGUCGCCGCUGAGCUGGCCAAGCUUGACGACGGCGUUGCUUUUCGCGCCAGGCCGAGCCAUGUCCACCACACCUGGGCGCGCACCUUCUCCUCUCUCCCCGAGCUCUACAUCCAGCCCGAGUCGCUCGCCGAAGUCGAAAAGGUCGUCAACCUCGCCCGCACAUGCCGCCGACGCAUCGUGACGGCCGGGUGCGGCCACUCGCCGUCCAACAUCACCUGCACGUCGAGUUGGCUCGUCAACCUCGACAACUUCAAUCGCAUCCUAUCUGUCGACAAGGAAACAGGAGUCGCCGUCAUGCAGAGCGGCAUCAGGUUGUACGCCCUGUGUGAGGAGCUCGAGAAAUAUGGUCUUGCCAUGCCCAACCUGGGCAGCAUCAACGAGCAGUCCAUCACUGGUGCCAUCUCUACGGGCACUCAUGGGAGCAGUCUGCGACACGGGCUCAUGUCCGAGGACGUACUCGCCUUGAAGAUCACCCUCGCCGACGGCACCACAGUAUCCUGCUCCCCCGACUCGAGACCUGAGCUUUUCCGCGCUGCGCUGUUGUCCCUCGGCGCACUUGGCAUCAUCACCGAGGUCACCUUCCGUGCCGUUCCCGCCUUCACCCUUAAAUGGGAGCAGAUCGUCGACACCGAUUACAAGAUGUUUGAGGCGUGGCCGCAUGAGCUGUGGACGCAGAGCGAGUUUGUCAGGGUCUGGUGGUUCCCUUACACGAGGCGCGCAGUCGUUUGGCAGGCAGAGAAGACGACCGAGGAGGAGCGUGACCCGCCCGUCAGCUACUACGAUGGCUCGCUGGGAUACUACGUCUACCACAACCUGCUCUACCUGUCGCAAUGGGCUCCUCGGAUCCUGCCGUGGGUCGAGUGGUUCGUCUUCGGCAUGCAGUACGGCUUCGCUGAUGGAUCCAGGACAAGCGCAAUUCAGCCGAGUCGCAAAGCGCUCCUGAUGAACUGCCUGUACUCGCAAUUCGUCAACGAGUGGGCUAUUCCUCUACACAAGGGACCCGAAGCCCUGCGCCGACUUAGCUCGUGGCUCAACCAUCUGACUCCCGAGGACCCCGACUACGUGCCUCACAACAUCCCCUUCUCCGCAGACGGCCUGUACGUUCACGCUCCCGUCGAAGUCCGCAUCAGCGACACCACCCUUACCUCCAACGCUCGCCCGUUUCUCGACCCUACCGAUGAAGACGGCCCGACGUUGUAUCUCAACGCCACACUCUACCGCCCGUACUGGACCGACCCGCCCUGUCGCGAGCGUUACUAUGAGGCGUUUGAGUGGCUCAUGAAGGAUCUUGGCGGACGGCCUCACUGGGCUAAGAACUUUGAUACGUACCGCCCGGAGAUUGAGGCUUUCUAUGGCAAGAAUCUGGAAUCGUUCCGAGCGGUUCGAGACGGGGCGGACCCCAAGGGCAUAUUCGUUGGGCCGUGGCACCGGGACAGGAUAAUGGCGGAGGGACCGAAGCUUGAGCUCGAAGAGGUGGAAACAUCACGGACAAAGAGUCGUACGAAGGGUGUAACGAUGUUUGGAAGCAUAUGA